AUGGCAGAUGUAGAGAACUUAGUUUCAUCUGAAAAGAAAUCUAACACUAAAAGAAAAGUAAACGUGUGGUGUUCAGCAGUUAAUUGUUUGAAGAGUGAUAGUAUCACACUAUCACAUGUUGCUGGCUAUCUGCUCCAUAAAUGUUCACAAAACACAGCUGCUCAACCUGAGUCAAAUGAUCUGGAUGACAACAAGACAUUAGAUUGUUAUUUAAAGAUAUAUGACCAAGACAAAUCCCAAUUUGGAGGUCUGCAUGUGCCUUCAGCUAGUUUCCUGGAGUAUGUCGUUCAACUUGAAGCAGCCUUUUUCGAAAACUUCUCUAUUUAUACGAAGGCGUUCCUCUGUUGGAAGUGA
Messenger RNA from Paramuricea clavata, 354 nucleotides. Lineage: Eukaryota; Metazoa; Cnidaria; Anthozoa; Malacalcyonacea; Plexauridae. The record is from the annotation of a GenBank genome assembly.